AUAUUCCUUUAUUAAAUUAUUUACGUUAUGUUAGAAGUAAAUUUGGAAAAAUGAAAUUUGUAAACCUAUGCAUAAUACUUAUGCUUACUUCGUUGGUAUUUUCUGCUUCGUUAAGAAAAAUAUACGCUCCAAAGUUACCCGAAGAAUCAAUGAAUGUUCCUGAAAUAAUUCAAUACUAUGGUUAUCCUUCUGAAGAGCAUUAUGUUCAAACAGAAGAUGGAUAUAUUUUGACUCUUCAUCGUAUUCCUAAAGGUUUACGUAAGCCCAGUAAUGGAAAAGUAGCAUUUUUGCAACAUGGUAUUCUUGAUUCUUCUGCAACUUUUCUAAUGAACCCGCCAGAUCAAAGUCUUGGAUUUAUUUUGGCAGACGCAGGAUACGAUGUUUGGCUUGGCAAUAGCAGAGGAAAUACUUAUUCGUCAGAGAAUAUCAAGUUUACUACCAAGGAUAAAGAGUUUUGGGAUUUCAGUUUCGAUGAAAUGGCCAAGUAUGAUCUUCCUGCAUCAAUAAAUUAUGUGUUGGAUACCAGCAAUAAAUCAGAUUUGUAUUAUAUUGGACAUUCUCAAGGAACAACUAUUGGUUUUAUUGCAUUUGGUGAGAAUUUAGAACUAGCUAGCAAAAUUCGAUCUUUUAUUGCUUUAGCACCUGUGGCAACUGUUAAAUACAUUCAAGGAGCUGUUAAAACUAUUUCUACCUUUACUACAGAAAUUGAGGUACUUAUUAAAAUAUUUGGUAUUUAUGACUUCCUUCCUCCCUCUGCUAUUUUACGUUUUAUUGCUCAAGAUGUUUGUGGUUUGUUGUACCCUACUGAAAAAGUGUGUAGUAAUAUAGCUUUUCUUAUCGCUGGUUAUGAUGUUUCCAAUUUAAACGAAACAAGACUUCCUGUUUAUUUAUCACAUCUUCCAGCUGGAACAUCGUCUAAAGAUAUAAUUCAUUUUGCUCAGAUGAUAAAAAGUGGACAAUUUCAAAUGUUUGAUUAUGGAGAAUCAGAAAACAUGAAGCGCUACCAUCAGAAAACUGCACCAUUAUACUAUGUUGAUAAAGUUAAAGUUCCUGUGGCUUUGUUUACGGGCUCCAAUGAUUGGUUAGCUGAUCCAACCGACAUAAACAAUCAUCUGAUACCUUUUCUUCCCAAUAUAGUAUUUAAGAAAAACAUUGAUGCCUGGAACCAUCUGGAUUUUGUUUGGGGUAUAAAUGCCAACAAAAUGAUAUAUAACGAUAUUAUUAAUCUUAUGAGUUAAGUGCUGCAACAUUUUAAAAAUAAUUAAAUUUUUUUUUAUAUGUAUUUUGUAUUUGUUUUAUAUAUGAUUGUUAUUGAAGUUGUUAUUAAAAGUGUUAUUAAAAUUUUUAAUAAUGAAUUUUAUUAUGAAUUUAAAUACUAUUGGUAUUAUUAUCUUAUAUUAUUAUUAUUAUUAUUGUAAUUUAAGAAAAUUUAUUUUAUCAUUAUUAUUUUUUGAUCACAUUAUUUUUGACAGUUUAAAUAUUAUAGUUAAUAUAAAACAAAAUAUGUAAUAUUCAGUUUUUAAUACACAAAGUAU
Molecule: messenger RNA, 1535 nt
Organism: Hydra vulgaris (swiftwater hydra)
Lineage: Eukaryota; Metazoa; Cnidaria; Hydrozoa; Anthoathecata; Hydridae
Source: RefSeq, a predicted model, not a curated record